Echinococcus granulosus is the source of this 420-nucleotide messenger RNA. RefSeq lists its product as hypothetical. The transcript is spliced from 2 exons. The record is from RefSeq and is a predicted model, not a curated record. The coding region runs from base 1 to 420 and encodes 139 amino acids. Lineage: Eukaryota; Metazoa; Platyhelminthes; Cestoda; Cyclophyllidea; Taeniidae.
AUGCCUUUUUUAGUAAAUGGACAGUUAGGACCCGCCACUUUCUGGGACUACUUUGUUUGGUAUUCGCCGAACGAUAAAACUUUUGUGCUACGGUGGGAACCUGAGGAUUUACAGAAAGUUGGCGUAGAUGAAAUCGAAAUGACUGUGACACCAAGCUCUGGAACUGGGCAACCCCUGCAUGAAAAAGUGAAUAUCGCAACUAAAUUAAUCCGAUUUACCAACAUUCUGCUCAGCUCAGGAUUCGAAAUUAGCAUGCAAGCACUUCGGAAUGAGACUCGUGUCAUACGACACAUAGUAAGGCUUAAAACAUACAAGACUGGUUGUCCAACUGAUCUCCUCCACUGCAGGUUAACAAUGCAGCAGAGGAUGCACCAGUCGCCAAUCACUCGUCUUCACCUAAAAAUAACAUGCCUUUUAUAG